AUGGGAACAAACAGAGAAGAAUCGGGACGAUUCGAGACAAUAUAUCAGGAAAUGGUAGAAGAUGAAGUUAAGGCCACUCAUAAACUUCCUGCUGGACCUAUGCACAAAUUGAUAGCUGAGAAUACCAAGUCAAACAGUUUGGUCAUGAAGAAACCAAAUUUGGUGAUUCCUGCUCAUAUCAUAGCGGAAGCAAUAUCAUCAAUCCGCGACAUCGACCUGAGAUGGUCAGGUCCAAUCACGCAGAAAGAAAUGGAAUAUGUAGAACAAUAUGUCCUAGCGAAGUAUCCAGAAUAUGCGAAUCUCAUUGAAGGAGAUGGAAGUGGAAUAGACAUGUCAAGUUUCAUCAUCAAUGAGGAGCCUUCGGAAUUACCAAUGUCAGAUGCUCUAAGAAAAUCACCAAGAUCGCCUUCUUUUGGAAGCAACCUACCUGAAAUGGAUGGAACACAGCUGGAACCAUCAAGGCUACUUGAUGUUAUCAAUAAGAAAUCAUCCUUUCCCGGAAGUUUCAUCUCGAUCCCAGAAAUUCAAGCUCAAAAUAAGGUUUUGAAGCAUUGCGGUUUACCAGAUGACGAAUACUUGGUUCUUUUUACUCCGAGUUACAAAGAUGCUAUGAUGUUGGUCGGAGAAAGUUACCCUUUUGUUAAAGGAAACUACUACAUGACUAUUCUUGGUGAAGAACAAGAGGAUUAUAUAAAAGAAUUUGCUUCUUUUAAGGAGUCUAGGGUUCUGAUAGCACCAAAGACAUGGCUUGAUUUGAGGAUUAGAGGGUCUCAGUUAAGUCAAAAUUUUAGGAGGAAAUGUAAGAUUAGUCCAAAAGGGCUAUUUGCUUAUGUAGCAGAUGUGAAUGGAACAAUGCAUUGGGUUUCUGAGGCUCAUAGGAACUAUUGGCAUGUUUUGCUUGAUGCAUCUGAAAUGGUUGUGGGAAAGGAUAGGUUACAUGUUGGACUUCAUAGGCCUGAUUUCUUAGUAUGUUCUCUUGAUAACACAAACUCCAAUCCUUCAAAAAUCACUUGUCUUUUGGUUAGAAAGAAAAGUUUUGACACAUCCAAUACUUCAUCUUAG
Molecule: messenger RNA, 1062 nt
Organism: Lathyrus sativus (Indian pea)
Lineage: Eukaryota; Viridiplantae; Streptophyta; Magnoliopsida; Fabales; Fabaceae
Source: the annotation of a GenBank genome assembly